Alosa sapidissima (American shad) is the source of this 2251-nucleotide messenger RNA. Its product is annotated as cytosolic phospholipase A2 delta-like. Gene Ontology annotation, biological process: glycerophospholipid catabolic process. The transcript has 15 exons. The coding region runs from base 110 to 1816 and encodes 568 amino acids. Gene Ontology annotation, molecular function: calcium-dependent phospholipid binding; calcium ion binding. Gene Ontology annotation, cellular component: cytosol; nuclear envelope; nucleoplasm. NCBI's taxonomy places the organism in Eukaryota, Metazoa, Chordata, Actinopteri, Clupeiformes, Clupeidae. The record is from RefSeq and is a predicted model, not a curated record.
GGGUGUGCAAGCCGGGCAGCAGCACUUGAAUUUAAAGCAGCUUGAAUUUGCACAAUUUGGAAAGCAGCACUGAGGUGCCUUGUUUGUGAACUUGAAGGCAUCAUUUGACAUGGAUGUGGUGAUCAGAAAGGACCUCUGCCCCCAUGAGACACAUUUCAUUAAGGAAAGGCAAAGUAAAGUACAGGAUGCUCUAUGCAGACAUGCCAUUCACUGUCCUGAGAAUAUAGUUCCUCGUGUGGCACUGUUGGGUUCUGGGGGUGGCCAAAGGGCCCACACCGGCUUCCUUGGUGUUAUGCGGCAGUUGGGAAAAGAAGAUCUCCUAGACUGCAUGCUCUAUGUGGCCAGAGUCUCUGGAUCCACGUGGUGCAUGUCCUCAUUGUAUAAAGACCCACAGUGGACACAGAAUGCAGAGGAGGCUGCAAAUGAAGCACUGUUGAGCAUGUCUGAGGGGGAGGGUGUCACAUUCCAUGAUGGCGUUUACUGGAUGAAGCAGAGACACGAGGAAGGAUAUUUUUCCCUCUCUGAUGUGUGGGGGGUGCUAACUUGCAGAAUAAAAGGUGUAUCUCUGGAGACCAGGUUUUUGAUGGAUGACAAAGUUGAAAAUGGGGCCAUUCCAUACCCACUCUACAGUGCCAUUGAAAAACAUUGCUUUCACAAGGAACAGCCACCAGGUUGCUGCUCCUGCCUUGACAGAUUAAUAAACUUCAAAACUCCUCGAACAGAUUUUGUGUUUGAGUUCAGUCCUCAUGAGGUUGGCUUCCUAGAGCCUGAAGCUUAUGUGAAGACAUCACUGCUGAAGCAGGACUUUGUGGGAGGGAAAGUGAAAUCUGACCAGCGGAGGAAACCAAUGGAUAUGGUUCAACUGCAAGGAAUUUGUGGAUGUGCUAUGGGAGAUUUUGACAUAAUCAUAAAAUAUAUGAAGGACACUCUCUGGGACUGGAUUCACUCAAUUAUACUUGACCUAGAAAGUGGUGCAUAUUCAGGAAAGACUGACAUUGUAUUCAUAUUGGCUGACUUGAUGAAGAAGUAUGCUGACACAGAGCACAGCCUCUCUGAGUUGGAAAGACUUAAAUGUCUCCUUGGAGUGAGUUAUGGAGAAUUCAGCCUGUCACUUAAGGGUCUAGAGCAAGAGACCUGGAGAAACAUGAUUGACCAAGAGAGGAAGGAACUUGUGGAAGCCAUCUCUGAUGAACUGAUAGCUUCAAUAGACAAAUGGGGCCACGACCACUCUCAAUUUGAAGGCACAGCUGGUGAUGUGUGGUGGGUCAUGAGACAUGUAAUGCCAUUGUUCAUUGGCUGGAGGUUUGGAACUGUGGCUAAUUUCCUCUACAAAUUUCGAGAUGAUGCCAUACCUAAGGACAUGAUUCAAAAGAAACAGAUGCAUCUGAUAGAUGCUGGACUCUACCUAAACUCACCAUAUCCAUCAGCCCUGAGAGCAGCCAGAUGCAUAGAUCUCAUCAUAUCCUUUGAUUUCAGUGAUGGAGACCCCUUUGAGACACUGAAGGUGGCCAGUCAGUAUGCAGUCAUUAACCACCUUCCUUUCCCCAAAGUGGAUCCACAUUUGGACUCUAAAUGCCCAAAGUCCUGUUAUGUUUUUGAAGAAGGAGGCAAACCAACAGUUAUUCACAUUCCCCUCUUUAACAUGGACAACUGUGAAAAUGAAGAAACACUUGAAAUGGAAAAAAAGGAAUACACAACCGUCCAGUGGCCCUACCGAGACAAAACAAAGAUCGAUCACCUGGCAGAUCUAGCAGCGAAAAAUGUGAGGAUGAACCGAGAAAUCAUCCUGAGUGAGAUAGAAAAGAUAGUGCAGUGACACAGACCACAGAAAUAACUCUAUGGCCUUUGUUGAAGCAGUCAGCAUAAACAUGCAUUUACAUGAAAAUGCAUUUAGGAUAGCAGAACAUGAAAUGUCUAAUUAGGAGACAAUAAACUAUAAUUUUCUUAUAACUAGGCUUAUGCAUCUAUUUUCAUUCUAGUAAAUUAGUUAAAUAUUGCUAUACCAGCCCCACCUGUCCUAAGGGGCCAACUAUCUCGGUAGAUGGGAAUGGUCUCUUAACUUUAGGCCAGUGUCCUACCCUCAGAUUCUACGAAGAUUUAGUGAGAUCUGUGAUUUUCCAGUUGGUAAAUUUGACAUUUGGAUAAAUAUAUGGAUAGUCUUACCCCGGCCAGAUUCAGUUCUCUGAUGCAGAUUUGUGACAGUCACACCAUGUUUGGAUGAAAAUUGUGAAGAAGUGAGUGAUGAACUGUA